CAUGAAUGAAACUCUGCCCCCCCCCAAGACAAGACAAGACAACAACCAACGAUGAUGACGCUGUUGUUCAGUGUUGCUUUUUGCUUGCUGCUGCUGAGCGCUGUUGUGAGCCCAGCAACGACUCCGGCGGCAGCAUCACGCAUUGUCGGGCAGGAGGACAGCGGCCAUGACAACGAUGACUGGGUAGUGUUGGCGAAGCGCAUCUCUUCAAGUCACCCCAUCAUCUCCAAGGACACGACACGCGGUGCGUGCGACUUUCCCUACAACCCGGCACUGUUCCCUCUUCCCACCGGCAGCGAUGACGGUGCACGCAGCCGCGUUGGCGCGCUCGUUCGCUGCCAGAACCUGACGCAGCCGCCGUACACCGUAGCUCCCUCGGUGAUGUGCAGCAGUGUCAUCGAUCCAAGUGGCCGCAACGCGUCCCAGACCAUGCACAUCGCCUUCCAGGAAGACGCUGUCUUUGAGAAGUGUGGCACCGAGGAUCCUCGCGUCGUCAAGUGGGGCGACGAGUACUUCCUGUUCUACACAGCCUACGACUGCACAAAGGCUAUGCUCUCCCUCGCUGUCACCCGCACCCCGUUCAACGCAUCGUCUUGGACUCGCCACGGGCCCCUGUUUCCGAAUGCCAAGUGGAGCAAGAGUGGAGCUGCCAUACUGGGCCGUAAGGGCAAGCAGUACCUCAUCUGGGGUGACAGUGCAUUGACGCCGGCGUUGCAUGUGGCCGUGUCAGAGGACGGCAUCAAGUGGACGAACAAGAAGGAAACCAUUCUAUCCGUGCGCAAGAGCCCAUACUUUGACACCAACUUGGUGGAAGCUGGCCCACCUCCGCUGCCACUGCCGCACAGCAAUCACCUCCUCUUCCUCUACAACUCCGCGCGACAGGGCUUUCCAUCCCCAAAGCCAGGCUACAGCCUGCAGUACAACGUCGGGUUUGCCAUUCUCAACGCCUCCGACCCAAGCCAUGUCUUGCAGCGCUCGUCACAGCCGCUGCUCUCCCCAACACUGCCGUGGGAAGUGGGCAACACCACAGCGUAUCUGACACCAAACGUCGUGUUCGUGGAAGGCAUGGUGCCUGCAUCGACCCCUCUCACAGACUUGGAAUGCCCUCGCUCCCACAUUGCCGACGGGCGCUUUCUCGCCCUGUAUGGCGCCGCAGACUCCGCCGUCGGCUCGGUGGAGAUUGUGGCGUGCAAACGUCACAACGCCACGCCGACACACUAGCAGCAGCAUCUGUGCAGUAACGCGCACAGCAAAUGCGUGCGCCCGUUCACACCAGUUGCUUUUAUGCGUGUGAUGGCCAUGGUUGCGUUACUCUCUCUCUCUCUCUCGCUCUUGACUUGGUUCAUACUGCUCUUCGCACAAUUGCUUGCUUGCUUGAUUUGACGCACAUACCAGAUGUUCAUUGAAGGUGUGACACGG
Molecule: messenger RNA, 1419 nt
Organism: Salpingoeca rosetta
Lineage: Eukaryota; Choanoflagellata; Craspedida; Salpingoecidae
Exons: 2
Coding region: 52-1221 (389 amino acids)
Source: RefSeq, a predicted model, not a curated record